This is a messenger RNA of Ambispora leptoticha, 1299 nucleotides long. Lineage: Eukaryota; Fungi; Glomeromycota; Glomeromycetes; Archaeosporales; Ambisporaceae. The record is from the annotation of a GenBank genome assembly.
AUGAAAGAUCCACACGCAACCCAAUCAAUCAUUACAGCUACGCUCGCCACCACUACAAUAAUUUCUUCAACACAAACGCCAGAUUUAGAUUCGGAUUCCACCUUAACUAUCCCCAAAGAGUUCAAUGAUCCUAACACGCUGAGAUUACUACAAUGGGUAGUAUUGCUCGCUUGUAUAUUUGGAGGAGCAUUCUUUUAUCUUCUUGCAACAUUUAUUCAUUUGUGUGUCCACACGUACUAUUCAAGAACACGUCUUUUCAUGAUAACAACAAUUGCAUGUGGAUUUGGAACUCUACGUUUAUUUUUGAGUCUAUAUGAUUUCGCUACCUUUUUUGCACAAACAACACCAAAAACCAUACUAUUUAUAUGCCUAAACAUCUUAGCAUUUGGCCUAAGUGACCUGGUUCUUUACCUUCGUGCUGCACCAUUCUCAAAAUAUCCACUAAUAACGCUAAUAAUCUGGGCCUUGACCUCCAUCACCAAAAUAGUUUUGUUCAGUUUAAUCGAUGAACCUCGAUUCAUGUACCAAUACAAUCAAAAAUACAUCCUACUCAUACAACAUCGACUAAUCAUCUUCAAUGUUGUCUACGACGUGAUAACCAUCGUCUACUACGCAUACAUCUCGUGGGUGUUCAUCGAACAUUUGCGAGAGCGUGGAUUACUAACCACCGGACAUGUGUAUGGGCCCACGAAUGAUCACGCCGUGAAAUUUCGUCGGCUAGUGCAUGUCUCGAUCACUUACGGACUCUUGGGAAUGGGUGUCGUGGCAUUGACGAGAUUUUUGAGAGUUAUCCUCUCUUCGAAUGGUGAUGUCAGCUGUUUGAUGCUGGGAUUGGCGGUUGCGGCCGAAGUGUGUAUAGUUCCGUGUAUGAUCAAGGCGGAAAUAGAAAGCAAGAGAAGUGUGAUCAGACUAUUGAGCGAUGGUGGUGCUUAUGGUUCUGGUGGUGGGGGAAAUGUCGAGAAGCACAUGUCAGACGGAGCCGACAGCAUCAUGAAAUGGAGGAGUAGUGUAUUGGACAAUAAUCGUCAUGUUAAUAUCGAUAAUACUGAUAAUGGGAGCAGUCCUAGUAUCAUCGUUGCUGGCGUUGAUGAUGAUAUUCGGAAUACCAUGGAUAAUCGCCCGAGAAAUCUAAUCAUUUCUUUGGGGUCAUCAAUUAUUGACUUGGAAGAUCAUAAUGGUUCGAGGAAUCAAUCACAAUUAUUGUCACCAUACACAUGUUCGAUCAGUUCCACACCAAUCGUGGAUUCACCACCAGGCACACAUAAAACACUUGAUACCACCAACACCAAUACAAGAUAA